AUGAUUAUUCUCAACAAUCGUCUUUACUCUUGUGAACCAUGCAUUUUAAGAAAUGAAGGUCAAAGUUGUGAACAUUUUCAAGAUGUCCUGGUUUCAGUGAACAAAGCAAAUUGUAUUGCCAAAUCUCAAAGGGGAUUCCAAGGUUUAUCUCAAAUUGUUACUGGUACUUAUAGGCUUAUUAUUCCUCAAACUUCAACUAUUUUAAAGACAAUUGAACUGUCAAAGCACUCAGAUGAGGAGAUCUUAUUUAACAGAUUAUUAGAUGUUGAUAUAUCAAAACCUGUCGGUAAAUUUGUCUUCAUAUUGGAUAAGUUUACAAAAGUUACGCUCAACUCUGAAAAGAGGUAUUUGGAUCAACAAUAUGCUUUACCAUUUGGAUUAUCAAAUACUCCAUUUAGUCAUCAUGAACUUCAGGCACCUAAUAAUGCAAAUACUGCAAGACCAUCAAGUUCUGAUAGCUUUAGAAGAUACACUGCUGUUGAAUUGGCUGAACCUGUCAUUAUUAGACCGUUAUCUCGCGUCGGUGUUAGAUAUCCAUUACCAUCGGCUGUUAAACAAGAUGAAGAAACCAAUAAAGAAAAUUCGAGUGGACAGAGUGCAAGCUCUUCAAAUAAUAUCGUUAAUGACAAUCAGACAUCUCCUCAUGUUGCCAAUAAAGAGGUAUCAUUAAGUAAAGACCUUGCAGAUUUGGCCAGCAGUGAAAAUUUGAAAAAGUCAAAGGUCUCACAACUUGAACAGUUCUUGGAUGAAACACAAGAGUUCCUUUAUACUUUUUGCAAUGACCAUAAAAACGAACAAAAAGAAUAG
Messenger RNA from Hansenula anomala, 807 nucleotides. RefSeq lists its product as uncharacterized. The coding region runs from base 1 to 807 and encodes 268 amino acids. Gene Ontology annotation, biological process: regulation of DNA-templated transcription. Gene Ontology annotation, cellular component: nucleus. The transcript has a single exon. Gene Ontology annotation, molecular function: DNA-binding transcription factor activity; DNA binding; copper ion binding. Lineage: Eukaryota; Fungi; Ascomycota; Saccharomycetes; Phaffomycetales; Wickerhamomycetaceae. The record is from RefSeq and is a predicted model, not a curated record.